AUGGCGACUAAAAUAAGCAAAGAGAGUGCUCCUCCUUUUGAUUGUCCAACAUGGGCAGGCAAGCCACCCGCUGGGCUGCAUCUAGAUGUAAUGAAGAUAGACAAACUGAUAGAGAAACUGAUCAUAGAUGAAAAGAAGUACUACCUGUUUGGAAGGAACCCAGAUUGGUGUGAUUUCACCAUCGACCAUCAGUCAUGUUCACGUGUCCAUGCUGCCCUGGUUUACCACAAACACCUGAAAAGGGUCUUUCUCAUAGACCUCAACAGCACACACGGUACUUUCCUUGGACACAUCCGUCUGGAACCACACAAGCCUCAGCAGGUGCCUAUAGACUCUACAAUAUCUUUUGGGGCUUCAACCCGGACCUACACCAUCAGAGAGAAACCCCAAACCCAAGGCAGCGCCGGCACAGGAGACAGCAAGACAGGAGAAGACGAGGAGCUGAAAGGACUGCUCGGGCUUCCAGAAGAAGAGACAGAGCUGGAGAACCUGACAGAGUUCAACACAGCUCACAACAAGCGCAUCUCCCUCCUGACCAUCGAGGAGGGCAACUUGGAAAUCCAGAGGCCUAAGAGGAAACGGAGGAACUCCAGAGUUACCUUCAAUGAGGAGGAUUGCAUCAUUAACCCAGAGGAUAUCGACCCCUCGGUAGGACGUUUUAGAAAUAUGGUGCAGACUGCUGUCAUCCCCAUCAAGAAGCGGAGAUCAGAGGGCCAAAACACUCUGGGUCUUGAUGACCUAACUUCAAAACGCAUGCAUGGCUACAGCUUAAGCAGUGGUCUCUAUGGGGACUUGCCUCCCACCAGUCAUGAGAACCAACCAACAGGAGCUCCAGGAGGUGCUUCUAUGCAGGGAGGGCUUCCUCUGCCCUUCCCCAACCCAGCACCAGAAGUGGACCUGGCCCCAGAAGCUCCCCAGCCCCCUGUCACACUCAACCCCACUCCUGUCACAGCCCCCUACCUACCAGAGACCCUCAACGAGCCACGCAAAAAGAAGUAUGCCAAAGAAGCUUGGCCAGGCAAGAAGCCCACCCCUUCACUACUCAUCUAACCAGUUUCUCAAAGCUGCUGACUUUCAGGUUACCAGCAGAUACAUCAGGGACUGUGACCUGGAGGAGGUGGUGUCAUACACUUUUUUUUUAUUGGUUGUGUUACUUAUUGUCAUCACAAAAAAGGGACCACAGAAUUUCCCUGUGGUCUGUCACAUGGUAUCAUCCAUAUUACCAAAUCAGCAGUUUAUAAGUUGGCUAUGAACCAGUUCAAUCUUUCUGACUGCAAACAAAGUCUAACUAAUUCACAAAGCCUAUCAGUACAUUUGAGCCUCAGAGUGGCGUUUAGGUAUACUUGUCUGUGAGUGACUGGCUACAUAGCAAUGGGUCAUUGAGUUAUUGAUGUGAUGGAUGUAAAGUUUUGUUUUCUACUUAAUACGUUUCAACAUUUUUUCACUCCUUAAAUAUUUUGAUAAUGCUACUAAACAAAUGGCAGAAAGUACUUUUAUAUGAAAUAUUUUACUGUGAGAAGUCAGAAAAAGUCAGAGAAUCCAGACAUGAAGUCACAUCUGGAUUAAGUUUCUAUGAAAAACACAGGGCUGUUUUUUUAACACUUGCAAAACCUACUUGUGGUAAUGUGAUCGAGUUUUUGUUUUAGUCACGCAAACAUUUCCUUUAUACUUAUUAGAUCAACUGAAGUGCAUUUGUCCCAUAAGCCACUAGAUGGUGACUUGUGCACAAACAUCAGAGAGAUUAAAAUGAGGGCUGUGGAUUUGCAGGUUCCAUUGUUUAACCCCAACUGUGUCCAAAAUCUGCAUAUAGCAUCCCAUGAAAGUAGUGCUGCAAGCUUAAAAUUAUUAAAUAUCAUUAGAUUCUUUUGCGGAUAAAAGCCAUUUGCCCUGUUCAAACAUGAUGUGAUCGCAUUUGUCCCUUGACUUUUCCAGUGUAAUGGAUGGGUUUGUUACCCAUUUUCCCAGCACCAGUAUACUGUAACUACAAGGAUUUUACAGUUUUUUUAUGUUUGGCAAUUGAUUGGACUGCUGUCACAUAGUAACAUAAUAUAGUGGAAUGGAUUCUAGUACAGUAACAUACCAGUUUUGGUGCAAAAUAAAAUGUUAGUAAAAACAGAAACAGGUUUGGAUUUAGGAUGUUUUAAUGGUUAUGUAGCAUGUUAACAUCUUUGACAUGCAACAGAGUACAGUGCAGCUUAUACAGUACAUAGUUAAUUUUUUUUUUUUUUGCCCAGAACUAACUUGACAUAGGAACUGUGCCUUUAUGCACAGUAGCAGGAAAAACAUAGUUAGCCGUGUCAAACAUGUCAACAUUAAACUGGUGGAACUUUACAGAGUGUACUCCAAGUUUAAAGGUCCCAUGAAAUGGUGUCAUUAUUUUCACAAUGUGAUGUUCCGUAUUUCCAAUUUUUGAAGUAUUUUUGGGCAUUUUUAUUUUUAUUCAAGCAACAGUAAGGGAUGACAGGAAUUGAAAAGACAGAAAGGUAAAAUGAUAUACAAUAAAACAGAGGAUCAGAUGACAUUGUACCAAACAUUUUGGUCACAGUAUAUAGUACACAUCUCAACCACAAGACCACCACACUCCUCUGCAUUUCCGUUUGAAACAGUUUGUUAAGAUUGUAAGGUAUCCAUCUUAGUGUAAACCAAUGUUUAACUGGUAGUUAUGAUAAAAAUACAAGAUGACCUUAUUAAACUUUUUUUUUUUAAUCCUCUGGUACAGCAUGACAUCACCACUGAAGAUUUUUAGGAAGUGGUCAAUUUAUGGGAUCUUUAAACUAGGGAAAAGUUGGACAUCACAAGACAAGUGUUUCAUUUUUACAAACUGCUGGUGACUUUCUGUCCUUGUGGGCAUGUGGAUUUUGUAAUCAUACGACUGUAAAUAAAAAAUGAAUUACUUUUGACUCAUAACUCUGCUGUAUCUUCAGCUGUGAUUAAAUGUUGCACUGUUGUUUUGAUAUUAAAUUCUUGUAUUCCAAAUUUAUACAAAAUGAAAAGUCAUCUCAGUGAAAGUCCUUUGAUGACUUAUUUGCAGAUAGUAUUGCAGCAUAAGCCGAAUAUGUUACUGAGAGCAUAUUAAAUUACAAACUAUGUUACUAAGACUUUGUUGUUGGGGUUAAACAUUGACUGGAUGUCUCAAUAGUACUUUGGACCUUGUUUAAACCAGUUUGUGCGGCACAGACAAAUCACUUUGACAGGUCAAACAUUAAUCUUCACACAGCAGCAGUAUAUUCUUAAUUUUAGGUGCCGUUUUAAGAAAUUAAAUAUAAAAAUGCAGGCUAGAAUCAUUGUGCUCAGUUAAAACUUUUGUUGUGGCUCAGUCUUAAACCACUACUAGAGGUGAGAACCACUAGAACACAAGUGUCAAGACACUUUUGUGUUGCAUGUUAUAGUUUGGAAAGCUGGCAGAGAAGAGGCUGAAGAUACAACUACUUCAAUUAUCAAAUGUGAUCCUUUGUUAUUUGUGUAUGUGUUUUUUU
Scomber scombrus (Atlantic mackerel) is the source of this 3476-nucleotide messenger RNA. It is a transcript of the gene ppp1r8b, whose product is annotated as protein phosphatase 1, regulatory subunit 8b. NCBI's taxonomy places the organism in Eukaryota, Metazoa, Chordata, Actinopteri, Scombriformes, Scombridae. The coding region runs from base 1 to 1050 and encodes 349 amino acids. Gene Ontology annotation, molecular function: mRNA binding; protein serine/threonine phosphatase inhibitor activity; protein binding. The transcript has 8 exons. Gene Ontology annotation, cellular component: nuclear speck. The record is from RefSeq and is a predicted model, not a curated record.